AUGGACAUUACGCUGCCAUUAUUUCCGCAGUUUGACCUGGAAACAGACAAAAUCAACGCAGGGCCCCGAUGGGACAGGUGGAUAGGACGCCUGGAAAAUUUGUUUAUUGCUCUGAAAUUAGUGAAUCCAGUGGUGCCCGACGGCGAGGAACCUGAUCAGAACGUGAUCAAGGGUAUAGACGAUAGAAAAAGAGCCUUAUUGUUACAGUAUGUCGGCGAGAGAACGUACGGUAUAUACGAGGCGCAGAAGGGGACAACAACUCCAGAUUACAGCGGUACAAAAAAGGUACUUACUGAUUAUUUUCGCCCUAGAAAGAACACGCAAAUGGAGAUAUAUAACUUCCGUUGCUACAAACAAAAAGAAGGCCAGUCCCUUGAUGAAUUCCUGACAGAACUUCGAAAACUAGCGAAAAACUGUGAAUUUGCUGACACAGACAGUGAAAUUUUGUCACAAAUUAUUCAGAACUGUAGAUCUAAUCAGUUAAGACGAAGGGCACUGAGAGAAGCUGAUAAGACUCUUGAUGAAAUUAUUCAGCUUGGUCGUGCAAUGGAAAUCUCGGAUUCGCAAGCUACAGCAAUGGAGAGGCUAGACACAGCGAGUGUAAACAAAGUGUUUAACAAACGACCAAACCGACAUCACUCAAAACCAGUAAAGCAACAAAACCAUGUCUCGAAACCAAAACACAAAGGACAGUGUUGGAAUUGUGGUGGACCUUUUCCACACUCGGACCGUCCAUGUCCAGCAAAAGGACAAAAGUGUCACGACUGUCAUAAAGUAGGACAUUACAGAAAAAUGUGUCGCAAUAAGAAACCUCAGAAAGUGAGAUUAGUCAACAAAGAGGACAAUAACCAAGACUAUAAUGACAGUGAUUCGGAUGGUUAUUGUUAUGGAGUUAAACUCAUUGGACGCACAGAGAGUAUCAACACGGUGCGAGGUCCUUAUGUUACAGUGAACUUGAACAACAAGAAACUUAAACUGUUAGCUGACAGUGGAUCCUCUGUGAACAUUCUAGAUGAGACAGAUUAUGAGAAGAUCGGGGAACCAGCCUUACACAAAGGAAAAACGCAUGGAAAAUUAGUUCCAUAUGGUGUAAAGGACACAAUUAAAGUGCUCGGCACAUGUGAUGUUAAGAUUGAAGCUCCACAGAAGUUUACUGUGUGUACAUUCUAUGUAGUGAAGGGGAGAGGAGGAUCCCUACUAGGAUACCCUACUGCGAGUGAACUGAACAUUAUUAAAGUGAUCAACAAAGUCGAAACACUUGGAAGUAAUGUUGAGAAUGACUUUCCUCAUCUGUUCAGAGGAAUAGGUAAAUUCCGAGGACAGCAAGUGAAGAUUCAUAUUGAUGAAUCAGUACCUCCAGUAGCACAGAAACCCCGGAGGACUCCAUUUCUUCUACGCAGUAAAGUUGAAAAAGAGAUUCAACAUCUACUAGACACAGACAUUAUCGAAAAGGUUGAAGGCGAACCAACCCCAUGGAUCUCCCCCAUAGUUACUCCGCCCAAAAAGAAUGGUGAAGAUAUACGCCUCUGCAUUGACAUGAGAGAGCCAAACAAAGCUGUACGCAGAGAGAGACAUACUAUGCCCACAAUUGAAGAACUAAUUUUGGAUCUGAAUGGAGCAAAAGUUUUCAGCAAACUUGAUCUCCGCAGUGGAUAUCAUCAAUUAGAGCUACACCCUGAUUCACGAUUCAUUACUACCUUCAGUACACACCUUGGCAUUUACCGAUAUAAGCGUUUAAAUUUCGGGAUAUCUUCAGCAUCAGAAAUAUUUCAUGAGACAAUCCGACAAGUUAUUCAGGACAUCCCGGGUGCGAGAAACAUUUCUGAUGACAUAGUAAUAUUCGGCACAGAUCUCCAGCAGCAUGACAGAGCUCUUCAGAAAGUCUUACAGCGACUCUCCGAUAGUGGACUUACCCUUAACCAGAAGAAGUGUGAGUUCCGAACGAAACGGAUUUCCUUCUUUGGUGUUGUAUUCUCGGAUAAAGGCAUAUUCCCAGAUCCAGAGAAAGUAAAGGCUGUGAAGGAGUUCGGUCGACCUGAUAAUGUCAAGGAACUAAGGAGUUUCCUGGGAAUGACAAACUACAGCUCACGCUUUAUCAAUGACUAUGCCGAUAUAUAUCAACCCUUAAGAGAACUUACCCAUAAUAACGUUCAGUGGCACUGGAGUCCAAAGUGUGAGGAAGCUUUUCGUAAGCUGAAGGACAGUCUGUGUGGAGACACCGUCAUAUCGUAUUAUGACCCUUCAAAAGCAGUUACAGUGAGAGUUGAUGCUAGCCCAGUGGGGUUAGGCGCCAUCCUUUUACAAGAGGACAACAAAGUUGUCUGCUACGCAAGCAGAGCUUUAACCCCUGUUGAGUCAAGAUACAGCCAAACCGAGAGGGAAGCCCUAGCAGUUACUUGGGCAUGUGAACACUUUGACCUUUACCUGAGAGGCUUGCAUAACUUUACCAUAAUCACUGACCACAAGCCUCUAGAGACCAUUUGGAAAAAGCCGCGACCACCACUCCGCAUCGAAAGGUGGGGACUACGCUUACAACCGUACAAGUUUACAAUAAAAUAUUCACCUGGAAAGGAUAAUAUGGCAGACUACGUUUCAAGACACCCUGUUCAGCCAGCAACAGAUGCGAGAGAUUUGUCAGAAGAGUAUGUGAACUUCAUCGUCCUGGAGUCUUUGCCACGGGCAAUAGAAUUAGAUGAUGUGAAACAAGCCACACUAAAUGACAUUACUUUACAGAAGGCCAUUGAGUUUACUAGAAAUGGUGACUGGUACAAGAUGAAGACUCUGAAACAGGACGAAGCAGAUUUCGAGGAACUGACAGCAAUCAGCUCAGUGCGCGACGAACUUACUGUUCACAGUGAUAACAUUCUGCUACGUGACACACGCAUUAUCUUACCAAAAGCCCUUCGUGACAGGGCUAUAGACAUUGCACAUGAGGGUCAUCAGGGGAUGGCAAGAACAAAAGCUUUUCUUAGGUCAAAAGCAUGGUUUCCUGGCAUGGAUGGGAGAGUUGAAAAUCGUGUCACAAACUGCUCAGCCUGUCAACUCCUUACUCCUGAACGUCAUACCAUGGAGCCGUUGAAAAUGUCGGAACUACGUGGUGGACCUUGGGAGAAUUUGAGUAUCGACUUCUGUGGACCAUUACCCAGUGGAGACUAUUUAUUUGUGAUAAUUGACGAGUAUUCACGUUACCCAGUAGUCGAGAUUGUAAAAUCCGUCUCUGCUAAGUCCGUCAUACCUGUAUUGGACAAAGUUAUCAGUGCAUAUGGGAUACCCAAGAUAAUAAAGAGUGACAAUGGAAGCCCAUUCCAAUCAUACGAAUUCAGAAGAUAUGCAGAACAUAUGGGGUUUAUCCAUCGGAGGAUAACACCACGAUGGCCCAGAGCCAAUGCUCAAGCCGAAAGUUUUAAUAAGCCGUUGAUGAAAGCUGUGCGCUCCGCUCAUAUUGAGGGACUUAACUGUCGGCAAGAGUUGUAUCGCUUUCUCAGACAAUAUCGUGCCACGCCACACUCAUCUACAGGACGUACACCUUUCAUGUUACUGUUCAAUCGGGAUCCGAAGACAAGGUUACCAGUAACCACUCACAGAGAUUCGGCUCCGAACGACUUUCAAGUUAGAGAGAAAGAUAGCAAGAAGAAAUUCGACAUGAGAAGUUAUGCAGACAAGCGAAAUCAAGCAAAGGAAAGAGACAUUAGUGUAGGAGAUUCCGUCGUGAUGAAAAAUGAAAAACGUGGUAAGAUGCAGCCAUACUUUUCAUAUGAGCCAAAAAUCGUUACGGACAAGAAAGGAUCCAUGAUCACCGUGGACAGGGAAGUAACACGCAACAUGUCACAGUUCAAGAAAAUCAAUUCAGCAGUGAAUGAAGAGUUGGAGAACAGAGCAAGGAUGCAGGAGAAUAAUCAUGAGGAAAUCGAGUUAGCGAUGCACAGUUCUAAAGCGGAUUUAGAAGAUAGUGUUGUGAAACAGUCCAAGACCAGUCCAUCUGUGAAGAACACAUCUCAGAAACCUGUUGUGCAACCCUUGAGGCGAAGCCAAAGAUCGAAACAGCUUCCUGUAAAUCUUAAAGAUUUUGUGUUAAACUGA
Molecule: messenger RNA, 4080 nt
Organism: Saccostrea cuccullata (small rock oyster)
Lineage: Eukaryota; Metazoa; Mollusca; Bivalvia; Ostreida; Ostreidae
Exons: 1
Coding region: 1-4080 (1359 amino acids)
Biological process (GO): DNA integration; proteolysis
Molecular function (GO): nucleic acid binding; aspartic-type endopeptidase activity; zinc ion binding
Source: RefSeq, a predicted model, not a curated record